Heterobilharzia americana is the source of this 890-nucleotide messenger RNA. Lineage: Eukaryota; Metazoa; Platyhelminthes; Trematoda; Strigeidida; Schistosomatidae. The record is from the annotation of a GenBank genome assembly.
GUGGUUUAGAUAUUCCACAAGUUGGAUUGGUCGUCAAUUAUGAUGUCCCAUUAGAUGCAAAAAUCUAUAUGCAUCGAGUUGGUCGAACUGCACGAGCUGGUCGCCUUGGAUGUGCUCUAACAUUGCUCACACAGUAUUCUGUCACCUUCUUCCUGAAGGAAAUCGAGUCACACUUAAUAUCUGCUGGCGGUCUUGGUCAUGAGAGGAUUCCUGCUCUAGUUGAACCGAACAGUUCAGAAGAUAAACAGUUGGAGAAAGCUAUUGAAGAUUUAAAUAUGGACGUUAAGGAGGCUUCUCUUAGAGCGAAUCAAGCGGUGGAAUCAAUGCGAAAGCGUUUCAAAGCAAAAGGUGUUACUGUAUUCACAGCUGUUGAUGACUUACCUACACCGAAUGGUGAUGAAAUAGCCACCAAACCUGGACUGAAACGAACUGCUUGGGCAUCUGAUGCACCUACUUCUAAAAAGUUGGAAAUUUCAGAGGUAAUGAAUGUAAUGUCAACUACUCCUGAAGAAGGGGAGACAAACGGACAGAAUUUCAAAUCGUUUCAUAUAGGGAAAAAGAAGCGCAGAAAAAUCCAAGAUAUGAAGGGAAAUAAUAGUAAUAAGAAAAAUAAACCUGCAAAGAAAUUCAGAAAUCAUGGAAAACACAAAUUAUAGUAAUAUCGAAGUUGAAAAUGUACAUAUUUGUGUAAAUUUGAUGUCAAACCAAUUAGUUGAAUUUUUUGGUAGCAUAAUAUGAUAUCAAGGAAUAUAUUCUGUGGUCAUUCAAACUUUUAAUAAAGAAUAUAUGGCAUUAUUGACUUUUCUACUAAAAUAGCACAAAUGACAGUUCUCAAUGAAGCAGUUUAGAAAUCACAAUCAGAACCAUUAAGAUCUUCAUUGAUAUUCGGG